This is a messenger RNA of Mugil cephalus (flathead mullet), 3995 nucleotides long. It is a transcript of the gene nuak2, whose product is annotated as NUAK family, SNF1-like kinase, 2. NCBI's taxonomy places the organism in Eukaryota, Metazoa, Chordata, Actinopteri, Mugiliformes, Mugilidae. Gene Ontology annotation, cellular component: cytoplasm. Gene Ontology annotation, biological process: protein phosphorylation; microtubule cytoskeleton organization; intracellular signal transduction. The record is from RefSeq and is a predicted model, not a curated record. Bases 278 to 2149 code for a protein of 623 amino acids. The transcript has 6 exons. Gene Ontology annotation, molecular function: protein serine/threonine kinase activity; ATP binding; tau-protein kinase activity.
UCCUGUCCUUCAUGCUACCUACCUGCUGCUGGUUGGACUCAACACUAAAGAGGACAGCUGGCUAACUGGCUUCAGGUCUCGGUGUCGAUGUUUCUGUCUUCAUCAUCUAGUCUUAGCCGUCACCCGUUUUGUAUUCUGAGGCGGAUGAUAUUUUUAUACUUUUCUCUCAAUUGUACCUGAGUACUUUGAACGCAGCACGGCAGCUCCGCUUGGAGGAAUGCGCUUCAACACCUUCGUCCUAAAGUAAACGACUAAAGGAGACACAGCGUGGGUCGGCAUGGAGGGCUUACACGUCCCCCAUCUUUUGACAAACUCUCGGCCGUCUGUCGGCGGAGUUACGCACGAUGAGAACGACCCCACCGCCGGGAAACCUCCGCCACAGGUGCCCGUGAAAAAGCAAGCCGUGAAGAGACAUCACCACAAACACAACCUGAAGCACCGGUACGAGUUCCUAGAGACGCUGGGGAAGGGGACCUAUGGAAAGGUGAAGAAAGCCAAGGAACGGUCCGGUAGACUGGUUGCUGUAAAGUCUAUCAGAAAGGACAAGAUCAAGGAUGAGCAAGACCUGGUUCAUAUCCGCAGAGAAAUCGAGAUCAUGUCCUCACUCUGUCAUCCGCACAUCAUCACCAUAUACGAAGUAUUUGAAAACAAGGACAAAAUUGUGAUCGUGAUGGAGUAUGCCAACCGGGGGGAUCUGUACGACUACAUCUGCGACAAGAGGAACAUCUCUGAGCGGGAGGCCAGGCACUUCUUCAGGCAGAUUGUAUCGGCGGUGCACUACUGCCACCAGAAUGGAAUAGUACACCGGGACCUGAAACUGGAGAAUAUUUUACUGGAUGGUAACGGGAAUGUUAAGAUCGCAGACUUUGGACUGUCAAACCUUUACCACGGUGACGAGUAUCUUCAGACUUUCUGUGGCAGUCCCCUGUAUGCUUCCCCGGAGAUUGUCAAUGGACGCCCGUACCGCGGUCCAGAGGUAGACACUUGGUCUCUUGGUGUCCUCUUAUACACGCUGGUUCAUGGCACCAUGCCCUUUGAUGGAAAUAACCACAAGACACUGGUCCAGCAGAUCAGCACGGGAAACUACCGCAAACCCAACAACCCCUCUGAUGCGUGUGGACUCAUCCGUUGGAUGCUGAUGGUAAACCCUGAGCGCCGAGCUACAAUAGAAGAGAUUGCCGGACAUUGGUGGCUCAACUGGGGCUACCAGCAGCCAUUACUGUGUGAGAGGAAGAACAGUCAAGUAGAGCAGACCCCUUCACCGUUAUCUCCAUCAACAACCCACCCUGGUGGACUGGCCGGUGUCGCUAGCUGGCUGCGCCGUACGUCUAGGCCUUUACUGGAGAACGGCUCCAAGAUGCGUUGCCUGCUCCGCUCACAGGGAGGUGGAGGCGACGUAGUCCGGCAACGCUCUCUGCGAAGGUCACGCAAGGAGAAUAACGUCUCCCAGACGGUUCAUGAAGCAAGCUCGGACACUCGACCCUCAAAGGGUAUUCUUAAGAGACGCAACAGUGCUAAACAGAAGGCGAUGAGUGAAAGCCCAGCCUUGGAGCCGCAGAACAUUUUGGGCUUGUCUGCACCUGCUAAUGCCCCUUCAGCUGCACUGCUGCCUCGCAAAGGUAUCUUGAAGAAGCCCUCUGAGCAAGAGUCAGGCUAUUACUCCUCUUCUCCUGAGAACAGUGACUCUGGCUGGGUACCACAAGCUAAAGAGUGCCCUUCAGCACCAACACGCAGGAAAGGCAUCCUCAAACGGAACGGAAAGUUCUCCUCGGGUGGCUUCCAAGAGUUUGGGUCUCUGGACCAGCUGGCAGCCUCUUUACCUCGCGGAAGCAUCAGGUCGAGACCAAGCGGCGCCAUUAGCGAAGACAGCAUCCUGUCGUCAGAGUCCUUCGACCAGCUGGAUCUACCGGACCGCGUGAGACCUCCAACGCUAGCUGAUAAACCAGCCAAGGCUACCAUGAGAGGCUGCGUCUCCGCCGACAACCUGCUGGACAUCCAGGAAGACGGGAUCCUGGCUGAUGGACGGCUGAGGCCCUGGAACUGUUACGAGUCCGGAGUGGCUGACAGUGCCUUUUCUAUCACAGACUGUGAUAACGUCACAGAGGCCUACAAACACGCCAUGGUCAUACAGGGCUCUGUAGUGAGCUGAAGACCAGUAAUAAGAAAAGGGCACAAACUAAAGAAUGGUUUUUCAUUUUGAAUUUUUGAAAUGACUAAACAUCUGAAGACAGGGCCAAAGUGUAUUACGUGAAAACAUCAGCGCACCGUAGACAGUCAUCAGUUUGGCUAACUUCAGGAAUUGCACAGUACCAAAAAGGGAGGGGGCUUGUUUCAUCAGAUUGUAGUUUUGAUGGUGAUUCAUAAAUUACACUGAAGUAAAAGACACUUUUUAUAAAUAUUAUGAGUAAUAAAGUGCAAUUGGAAAAAGUCCAUUUCAAAGACUCUCAAGGGAAGAGAGCUGCUGAAGCUGCUCAAUCUGAAAUGCUAUUUUUCACUAUCAAAUGUAGCUAAAGAGAAGAUUCCCGCUGAGACCAAAACACUGCUUUGAGUUUGGGCAACAUUUUGCAUCGAAAGCGUAGGAUUUCACAAGUGACUUGAAAGACUCAAUACGUGCAGGCCACAAAGGUGGUGUCACUUAGUGUUGACAGGGCAGCCUGAAAAAGUUUUAUCUCUAUUGGAUUUUAACUUUGUUUUUCUGGGAUAACAGGAAGUUUAAUUUAAGGAAGAGUUUUCUCUUUUACUGUAUUCUACAUUUUUACUGUGUUAGGAUGUUGGGAACAUGACAUUUCAUGAAUACCAAAGAGCAAACUUUUAUAAUGUCACUGGACUUUUUUUUUGGUUUAUUAAAAGCACUUGGAGAAAAGUGCCAAGAUGGUGUUGUGUUUGUAACAGGGACUUUUUCAUUUUUAGUUUUUUUUACUGUUGUUGUUUUUCCUGGCAUGACUUGUGUAUGGAGUAAGUGGAGUAUGACUUGAAUAAUAAUAAUGACUCACCCACAAGUGUAACCAGUCAAACCUGCUCUGGCUCUUAAGCCUAUCUUUAUACAAGAGCACCAGUUGCAGUUGACUUUUUGUAUACAUGGCAGUUUCACAGAAAAGGUGGGGCUCAUUAAGUCACUUCACUUUCAUUUUGUUUGUUCAACCCAUUUAAAUACAAGCUUGUUUGUGUAUAUCUGAAGUGAGUUUUGAUGAUCAAUGGUGGAAUAUCGCGUGAUGCAGUAUUUUACUAAGAUGGAUAAGGUGAGCCACUUAAGUAAGUUUGGUAAAAUCCCGAAUUAUGGAAAUAGAUCAUUCAUUGCAUAAGGCUCCCUGACCUGGUUAUCACGCUUAAUUGUUAAACCGCUUUUAUCGUUUCUUUAUGAAGUUACAUGCUGAAGUUGCCUAAUUUGAUUGACAUUUAAUUACAACAUCAGGUCCAUGUCUGGAGAUAACACAUUCAGGCAAUGGAGACCUGACGACCAUAUAAUGUAUUUAUCGGCCGUCAUUUGAGCCGUAAGUAAUAAAAGUUGCACAAGGCAGUUAAUGGAAACUGUAAAACCACACUGUUGGUGAAAACUGGAAAGUAGAAAACAAAAACUUUUUUUUAAUUAUUUAUGAUUUAAUUUUUUUCGGCACACUGCAGCCAGUUUGUAUAUAAACAUAUUCUCUCACUUUCACUGGACGUUCUUGGCAUUUCUGAAAUGUGGUAUGUGGACUGUAUUGAGGUCUGAGCUACACAAUGUCUCUGAUUUUUUAUAAUAAAGGGUGACACAGGGAGAACCUGUGGUCAGCCUUUGGAAAGACAUGUUUAAUUUGUUAUACAAUUAAAUGUGUAUUAGGGCUUUUCAUUGCCGGUUCUGUCUCUCAUCUCAUGUUGCAGGUUCAAUUCACACUUUUUUUGAUGGCAACAAAAUUGACAUUUUGCUGCUAAAGUUACCAGUUUAUCGUUUAUAUGACCGUGAUCUGCCAUGCUGUCGUGAAUGGAAUGAGGAAAUCAAUAAAAAAAACUGAACUCAG